This is a messenger RNA of Bipolaris victoriae FI3, 1503 nucleotides long. RefSeq lists its product as hypothetical. NCBI's taxonomy places the organism in Eukaryota, Fungi, Ascomycota, Dothideomycetes, Pleosporales, Pleosporaceae. The record is from RefSeq and is a predicted model, not a curated record. The transcript has 2 exons. The coding region runs from base 1 to 1503 and encodes 500 amino acids.
AUGGUGCAUAGCCUCGUUCGUAAGGAAGGCGUCCCAGCCUUGGCGUAUCGGGGAUGCCAUAAAUCUAUGACAUGGUUUUGUUCACUGAAGAUUGUGCAUGUGGGCGAAGAGUUGGCUGUGUCACUCGAGCAUUCAAUGCCAAGUCAUGGCGUUGACCACAAGCAAGUGUUUAUCCUUCGCUAUGAAGGUGACAAUCUUGUGCCUGGGAAGAACUCGCUUGGAGCUAUUGGACUGUCUGUCCCGGCUAGUUUAAUGUCCACGAUGCAACGGCAUGGAAACCCUAAUUUUCAAACGUUAUCGCUGACGCUGAAAAAACCGUGUUCCAUAUGGUACCCUAAAGAAUCUACCAGUCUUCAUGAUGAUUUCCCAAAACUUUUAACUCUGGCACGAACGAAAGAAGUACGAAUUUUUUUCGACACCAAUUGGCUUGCGGAUAGAAACUUUCAAACCCUACAGUGCAUUGUCACAGGCUCUCGGCAGUUGGCCAAGAUUUCGCGUACCGCACAGUUUAGCUCUUUGUAUCAGGAACUUGACUGGUUACCCCUCAGGUUUAUCCAGGAUGCCAAUCAUGGCACUGACACUGCCACCGAAAACCCGGCGUCUGGGGUUAUACCUUCCAUCGAGGCUGAAGCACCUCCCUUCCAGGACGUGGUACAUGACAACCCGCCUCCAUACACACAGCCGUCGGGUAAACGACCAAGACACUCUAGCACUAGCUUAACACCAGAUGAUUAUAAUCCGAAGCGCGCCCGAGAACACUCUCGCUCGUCUUUGGACAUGGAUGGUGCUUCUCCUACCCCUUCUCUUCGCGCCAAAUCCACGGUUUCGUCCAGUGCCACUGUCUCAGUGGACCUUUUUCAAGACGCUGUCACUUCCGCUGUCCAGCAAAUGCUCUCAUCUACGUUGAAUAAAACGCUUUCAGAGGUGCUUCAAAAAGAGCUUCCAUCUGCUAUUCGGCGGGAGCUCCCACACGUGUUGGAGAAGAUUAUUCAGAAGACGAUUGCUGACUCACCGUCAAGAUGUUCGUCACCAAUACCACCUUGUACCCAAAUUUUAAACGAGCCCACACACCACGUGUCAACACCGAACAGCCAUUUCACACUUGGCAAAAUGAUCAAAGGAGCCGUCACUACAGCCGUGCGUGAAGCGCUUGACGAAGCCCGCGAUCAAUCCUCUGAACUUUACACUUCUGCAAGCAUUGAGUUAGAGGAGUAUAGUACUGAGCUGAAGGGUGACUUGGCAGCCACCACGGAGGAUCAUAUGGUUAAUUGUAAUGAAAACCUCGAUGAAAUGGUGGCGAAGGCCGAACAGCGGUUAUCAGACUACCUGACUGAUUUCGAAGCUCAUGCUGACGAGUUAGUGAUUAAGACUGAGGAUCGUUUGUACUCCAUCAGCAAGAAAUCGUAUUGCAGUCCUGAAGUCCAUAUUGUACCUAAACCAGGCCAGAGGGCGGCAUCGCUGCCAAUUUUGAAAGAUGCCAAGACAGUUGCAAAUAGGACCUAA